Molecule: messenger RNA, 763 nt
Organism: Adineta steineri
Lineage: Eukaryota; Metazoa; Rotifera; Eurotatoria; Adinetida; Adinetidae
Source: the annotation of a GenBank genome assembly
AUGUCAUCAGUCUCAAUAGACAUUCCAACAUUAAAAAUCAAUUCAUAUGGACUUAAAAAUCUUGUCAAUUAUAUAUCUCGGCAUGAACAAACUCUCAAAGAAUUUGGAGCUAUUAAAAUUAAAUUAAACUCUGAUUGUUUAUUAGGCUUAAAAAAACAGAAAAUUUCUUCAAAGUCUACAAAUAUUCAAAGAAUUGUGAAAAUAAGUAAUGAUGAAGCAAUUUAUUCGAUCAAGAAAGUUGAAGGUAUAAAUGGUUACAUGAAAGAACAUAUACCAAUAUCAAAUGAAGAAACAUUCUGGUCUUCUUUUAUUCAUUCAAAUCAUAAACAUGAACAAUCAACUGCUUCAGUAUUACUAAAUAAAUCAUUGUUUUUAAAAAACUCUCCUGAAAAUUCCUUUUCAAUACAUCAUAUACCAAAACAAUCAUUACUUAAAUUAGUUGAUACUCAAAUAAUUCAACAAUUUGUUCCUUGUUUAACACGAUCACAUGAACCAGGAACUAUAUUUCCAUUAUUAGAUACUCAACAACGUUUAUUUUCAUUAAUAUACCAUCAUGAUGGUGGUUCUCGCUAUUGGUACUUUAUUCCUUCAUUUGAAAGAGAAACAUUACUAAAACUACUUUAUCAAAAAAGUUCUUCAACAUGUUUUCAACAUGAUCAAUUAUUUAUUAAUCCAUCCAUAUUAGAUAAAUAUCAUAUCCGAUAUCAUCGAAUUAUUCAGCAUUCAAAUGAAUUUAUUGUUUUAUCAGCUGGAACAAUAUCAC